Messenger RNA from Tinamus guttatus (white-throated tinamou), 1165 nucleotides. The record is from RefSeq and is a predicted model, not a curated record. Lineage: Eukaryota; Metazoa; Chordata; Aves; Tinamiformes; Tinamidae.
AGCCAUGGCAAAAGCUAAGGAAGAAUUUGGGGAAGAUUCUAGCCUAGAAGAUGAACUGAGCUGUCCCAUCUGCCUCAACUUGUAUAGAAAUCCAGUGUCCCUGAGCUGUGGUCACAACUUCUGCAAGGAGUGCAUCCAGAGGACCCUCAGCACCCAGCAGCUGUCCAAGGCCCCUUACUCCUGCCCAAUGUGUAAGGUGCAGCUGGGGCCUAUCCUGGAGCUACAGAGGAAUUUUCAGCUUUGCAGCAUUGUGGAGACCUUUCUGGCCACCACUUUCAAAAAAAAAGAGGGUAAGAGGUCUCCAGAAGAGGAGGAAGAGGUGGUUCCCUGUGAUUUUUGCCUGGAUCAACCCCAGACAGCUGUGAAAACCUGCCUCACCUGUGACUCGUCUUUGUGCCAGGCCCACCUGAACAAACAUGAGGCCAAGGCUUCGCAGAAGCACCAUGUCCUGGUAGAGGCUGGUGCAGGGCGCUCUGCUGAGGAGCGGAUGUGCCAGGAGCACAGCAGAGUGCUUGAGUGCUUCUGUGAGGACGAUGGUGCCUUCAUCUGCCUGCUGUGCUCCAUUGAGAGCUCCCACAGAGGCCACCAUGUCAUCACCUUCAAGGAGGUCCACAGCGAAUUGCUGGGUGUUCUUUCUCACACUGUGAAACGGAUGCAGGAAAAUAAAAGUGCUCUAACUAAUGCCUUAGAGAAACUACAGGAAAGUGAGGAUCAGCUCAAGACCAAUACAAAAACAGUGACAUCUCAGCUGGUUAAGCUGUUUGAAGAAAUCAGGGCACAGAUAAAUAUGAACGAAGAGCAUAUGCUGAGUAACAUCCAAUCCAAUGAGAAAAACCAAUUGUCAGACAUUGCUGAAGUGAAGAAGAAAAUGGAACAGAAGAGAGAUGAGGCUGCACAGCAUCUUCGGUCUUUACAGAAGUUGAGAGAGCAACCAGAUACUUUACUCUUCCUCAAGGAAUUUAAGCUGAUACAAGAUAGGAUUAAGAAUCAGAAUUUCAAGCCUGACCAGAUGAAUGUAUUAAUAGUAGAAAUGGAUGUAAACAAAAGCCAGAGAUGGAGAAACCUGACGAGGAUGUACAUGAGCCAGCUGGACCUUCUGAUGCAGGAGCUGUACAGUGAACUCAAGAACCAGUUACGGCAGAACAGGUACAUCCUUUUCCUAUGA